This is a messenger RNA of Nerophis ophidion (straightnose pipefish), 6654 nucleotides long. Its product is annotated as adenosine receptor A1-like. Gene Ontology annotation, molecular function: G protein-coupled adenosine receptor activity. The transcript is spliced from 3 exons. Gene Ontology annotation, biological process: G protein-coupled adenosine receptor signaling pathway. Bases 212 to 1201 code for a protein of 329 amino acids. NCBI's taxonomy places the organism in Eukaryota, Metazoa, Chordata, Actinopteri, Syngnathiformes, Syngnathidae. The record is from RefSeq and is a predicted model, not a curated record. Gene Ontology annotation, cellular component: synapse; membrane; dendrite.
CGCCGCCUUCCCGACAGCGUGAGUGCGUGUCCGCGCGCGCGUGCACGCGCGCAGGACCAACUCGGGCGGCCCGUGCGCGCAUAUCCCCCCCACGUCCCGGGGCGAGACGACUCGACCCGAGUCGGACUUUUUCCUCUGGGAAGCUUUUCUUUUUUAUUUUUUUUAUUUUGACGCGCGGUUCCAACCCGCGUCCGAGCGCGAGGCCCGGAUCAUGGAGUAUACCCCGGUAACCUUCCUCUACAUAUGCAUGGAGUUGCUCGUCGCCGUGUCGUCGGUGGUCGGUAACGUGAUGGUGGUGUGGGCCGUGCGCAUCAACCGCUCGCUGCGGGACACCACCUUCUGCUUCAUUGUCUCCCUGGCCUUGGCUGACAUUGCGGUGGGCGCGUUAGUAAUCCCCCUCGCCAUCACCAUGAGCGUCGGACCCCAGGCGCACUUCUACAGCUGCCUGCUGGGCGCCUGCAUCAUGCUGGUCCUCACGCAAAGUUCCAUCCUCGCCCUGCUGGCCAUCGCCAUCGACCGCUACCUGAGGGUGAGGAUCCCCAUGAGCUACAAGCGAGUUGUGACCCGUCGGCGAGCCGGCACGGCCGUGUUGCUGUGCUGGAUGGUGUCCAUCCUGGUGGGCCUCACGCCGAUGUUCGGCUGGAACAACGUGCGGCAUGUCCGUAGCAAUGGCUCCCUGAUCGUGAAGUGCCAGUUCGAGACGGUCAUCAGCAUGGACUUCAUGGUCUACUUCAACUUCUUCGGCUGGGUGCUUCCCCCCCUGAUCCUCAUGCUCCUCAUCUAUGUGGAGAUCUUCCACAUGAUUCACAAGCACCUCAACAAGAAGAUGACAGUGAGCCAUGUGGACCCCAGCCAUUACUUUGGCAAGGAGCUCAAGCUAGCCAAGUCCUUGGCCCUCGUUCUUCUACUCUUCGCGAUCAGCUGGCUUCCCCUUCACAUCCUCAACUGCAUCACUUUAUUUUGUCCGGCGUAUGAGAAGCCGCCGUUCCUCAUUUACGUAGCCAUCCUCCUGUCCCACAGCAACUCCGCCGUCAACCCCGUCGUGUACGCUUUCGGCAUUAGGAAAUUUCGCACGUCCUUUGGAAAAAUUGGGAAACAGUACGUUCUGUGUCGGGAUUCGGACGGUCAGCUUCCUCAAAGUGUGAGUCAGAGGAGACAGAGGCGCAACGAUCUCGAAAACGACGAUGAUGAUGAUGUGUGAUCUUUGGCAACUAACAUCUACCCUACCCUGUGACCUCAAAGCCUGAAGAAAUACAGACUCUCCUCUCAAAGCUUCUACUGUAGAUCGACUUCAUCCAGAACUCUCCGUUCCUUGUUUCCUGGCGCCAACUGGCCACGGGGAGUGGAGCGUAUGAGUGUUUUGGGUUGGUUUUGAACAAUUUCCCUCGUGGAUCAUUAAAGUUUGUCUAAGACUAAGUCUAAGGAUGCCCUUCCUACGCAACCUAGCUGGGAAUCGGACAAUUGAAAGGCAGAGGCAACUCCACCAGAGACUUUGUCCAGAACUUUCGAAACUAUGAGUACGAGAUAAUUAGACACUGACUCAGAUGGGAAUGUUUUUGUUGAUGUCUCUACCAGCUACCAGUUGUUGAUGUCAUUUGAGACCAGAGGCUUAUCGGGAAUGGGAAUAAGUAAACAUAGAUCUUGUGAUUUACAUGAAGUAUGACAGAGAGCACUCUUUGUAGUUUUUUCAAAUAAGCUGAAAUGUGCCACAUUUAGGGGAAUGUGGUGUUGGUUUGACAGUUUGGUAAACUUGUGACGGGCAAAGGGCCAAACAAAUGCUUUGAGAGGGAGAAGAUGGAAUGUUGGCUGCAUGGAUGCAAAAAAUGUGAUCCCUCGCUAUUAGGGAAACAUCACAGUGUCGAAGGUUUGACUGAGGUCAGAUUGAUAAAGCUACCAACCACUAGUUGCGUUUCCAUUGCAGUUGUUUUGCAAAAUAAAAGAGACAUUUAAAAAAAAAAUUGACAAAGUACAUUUUCGACUCAUAAGUGUUUCCAUUCUGGGGUGUUUUGAAGCAGUUCUCAAAACAUAAAAUGGACGAAUUGCGAUUUCAUCCUUUUGGAGCUGGGAUUGCAAUUUCAGCCACUGCUUUUGCCGUGAUUGUCAAUUUGCUAGGAUGUUACUGAGGUCACGUCCUGCCAUACUUGCCAACUCUCCCCAUUUUCUCGGGAGACUCCCGAAUUUCAGUGCCCCUUCCGAAAAUCUCCCGGGGCAACCAUUCUACCGAAUUUCUCCCGAUGUCCACCUGGACAACAAUACUGGUUGUGUGCCUGAAAGGCACUGCUUUUAGCGUCCUCUCUCACCUGAAAAGGAGACUAUUACAUAUGUCUCCGUUAUCCAUAGGUUUAUCUAUAGCCCAUAAAGCAGGCAGGCACUGAGCUAUUUCUCAGCGUGUGUUUAUUCCAGCCGGCACAUUAAUACACUAACACAUCAUGCAUUGCUUCAAAAAUACGGCAAGUAGUAAUGUCCAAAAACUUAACAGAGACGAAGCAGAAAAAUGAAGAAGAGACAUGGCGACGACAAGUAAGAUGAAGCAGUACGCUUGCCAAGUUCCAAAAUGAUUGGAAAAAAAUAAUUUCCAGUUCAUCCAGGACAGCUUGAAGGGGAAGGGGUAUGCUGCCUGAAAAUUUUGUAGAUCAGACUUCUCCAUUGAACAAUGUGGCCGAACGGAUAUACUCAUUCGAGAACUACCCAAGAAAUACUCGAGUAUUUCCCCAUCUCCCGAAUUCGGAGGUCUCAAGGUUGUCAAAUAUGCGUCCCGUCCAUUAAAUAAGCGUGGUGGUCAAGCGAGCUCUGUUCUCAAUGCAUUUGUGUCUCGAAGAAACAAAUGCCCUAAGCUUGCGUUGUUUUCAGCUGUAGGAACCAUUCAAAUCUCAAAAAGGCUAAAAGUUUCUUCAGUGUUCCUCGAGAGGUCAUCAAAAAGGGCGGAAGAGUGAAAGAUUUCACGAAACGACGACCAGAAAAGCAGUUCACACUCCAGUCCAAGGUAGCAGAGUCCAAGAAUGCACGAGUUUGCAGUGAUCACUUAGUUAAAAGUUUGUUUGAUAUACUUUUAACGUUUAUUAUUUCCCAAUAAUGUAUUACCUUGAUAUUAUUUGUAAAUCUUAAACACAUGUUUGCAAUGAGCAGCAACUCGGCGAGUCUAACUGAAAGACAGCAAAUGUCAACAAAACUUAAAAAAUUUGGGUUUAUACCUAAGACAACAAUCAUAAUACAUUUAUCAAAAACAUUAUCACUGACGAUAACACUAUAGGAUAACAAUAUAUCAGUAACACUAUCUACACAAUUCCAUUCACUUACGACUAUUAACAGCAGCAUGUUUGCUACUUGGUUGAGGCUACCAGCUAAAGUAAUUGGUACUUAGUCAGAAAGGAAGUGGACCUCAGUUGGGGAACUUGGGACUGCGGGGGCAGUUGCAAGACACUGAUGUCUCUUUAAAGCACAAGUUGCGAGGAUGCAAACCUCCAUUAGAGGUUUGUGUUUCAGAUGUCUGAUAAAGCAUUGUUUACUUUGCUGUGUAGAUAAAAUUAGAAAGUACAAGUCAAGUUCUUUUUUGAUGGGGAGGGGGGGGUGUUUAUGUCUGCUCUGUAGGUGUACUGGAGCUGGGCUUAGUUAGAACAGGAUAUGACCAGAAGAAUGAUGUCAUAUUUGUCAUUCUUCAACUAAGUUUGCUUAUAAGUGAACAGGCUGUGACAGAGUGAUUUUUUUAACAAACUUAAAAAACAAAUAGAACAAAGUUGAAAUUGAUGGGUGUGUUUUUUUAGGGUCGAUACCAAGGGUUGGUUGUAAAAAAUGCAGAUAACCGAUAUUUGGAGCCGAUAUUAUUUACAGUAAAAGUUACAUAUCGGCGUUAGAAACAUUGGUGAUUAAAUUAUUUAAUCGCGAUUAAUCGCAUCUUGUCCAUAUUCAACUCAAAAUUAAUCGCUAUAAGUGCAGAUAAGUAAAAUUGUUCAUCAUUGUGUGAACGCGCAAAAGCAUGGUUUUCUACACCAAAAUUUAUCUUUUUAUUAAACUUCUUCAACUUCUUCUUCUUCUCCAAAUUUUGGCGCUCUCCACCCUCCACAUUUUUCACCCGAUUCAAACCGUUACAACUUCAAACUGUUCAGCCUAUUCUGGAAUCAAAGGGUUUCCCUUGAAAAAUUCCAAAAAAUCCAAUAUUUCCCAGAAUUCCAGGUUUCCCAUUAAUAAUUAAUUGGCCAUGUAGAGGUUGCCCUCUAGUGGGUUCUGUGGACCACCACACACUGCCACGAAAGCCCGGAUUUCAGAGUACAAAACUGUUUUAUUUUCAUAAAUACUGGUAGGGUUUUUUUUUUUUUUUUGGCUUCACGGUGGCAGAGGGGUUAGUGCGUCUGCCUCACAAUACGAAGUUCCUGCAGUCCUGGGUUCAAAUCCAGGCUCGGGAUCUUUCUGUGUGGAGUUUGCAUGUUCUCCCCGUGAAUGCGUGGGUUCCCUCCGGGUACUCCGGCUUCCUCCCACUUCCAAAGACAUGCACCUGGGGAUAGGUUAAUUGGCAACACUAAAUUGGCCCUAGUGUGUGAAUGUGAGUGUGAAUGUUGUCUGUCUAUCUGUGUUGGCCCUGCGAUGAGGUGGCGACUUGUCCAGGGUGUACCCUGCCUUCCGCCCGAUUGUAGCUGAGAUAGGCGCCAGCGCCCCCCGCGACCCCCAAAAAAGGGAAUCAGCGGUAGAAAAUGGAUGGAUGGAUGGUAGGCUUUUUUAAUUUUAUUUUAUUCUUAUUAAUUAAAUCAAUAAAAAAAACACAAGAUACACUUUAAAUUAGUGCAUCAACCCCCCCCCCACAAAAAAAAACAACACCCUCCCCCAUUCACACUCAUCCACACCCAUUCACACAAAAAGGGGUUGUUUCUUUCUGCUACCAAAAUUCUGGUUCCCACAACAUAGACAACACAGUCUGCAAGGGACACAGUCCCUGAAGCACACUUGAUUGUUUUUGCCGCUGGUCCACUUUCAUUAUCAUUAAUCAAUAUUUUUUAUGUAAUAGUUUUUAUAUUAUUUUACUUUCUUUUUUAUCCAAGAACAUGUUUUUUAUUUAUUUAUUCAUCUUAUUUUAUUUUAUUUGUAAAUAAAAAAGGACCUUAUCUUUGCUUUCCAGCAAAUUGUCUUUCCCUCAGUUCGUGUCUCUCUUUCUCUCUCUCUAGCUCCCACUCUCAGCCGUGUCUCGUGCCGGCUGCUGCUAAUAAAGGCGACAGGUGAUUAGAUAACAAUGCCCACCUGGGCCUUUCACCCACUGUCUUCGAGGCCGGUCUUUAAACACCCAGUUCCGCGGCAGGCCUGCAGGCGAAGCCCCCCCUCCACAGGCAUAUUUGGAACUUCCCCCAUUUCCAAAUUUUUCAACCGAUUCAAACCAUUCCAACUUCAACACAUCCCACCAUCCUGGAAAUUCAAACUCCUUUUUUUCGACUGCAAAAACAUUCCAGGAUUUUCCAGAAUUCCUGGUUUUCCAAAGAAUCUUUUCCACCCUUUUUUCUGGCCACUACUCCUAAAUUUUUCAACGCAUUUCAACCGUUCCACCGUCAAAAAAAUUCUCUAAAUUAGGACAAAAAACAAACUUGUUUUUUGAACUGUAAAAAUUUCCGGUUUUCCCCAAAUUUCAGGAAUUUUAUAAUACCAUUAAUCAAUUCAACAUGUUACUACUUCAACAUUUCACAACCGAUUUAAAAAUUUGGCACCAACCAUUUCAAUUCAUUUAGACCAGAGGUCACCAACGCGGUGCCCGUGAGCACCAGGUCGCCUGUAAGGACCAGAUGAGUAGCCCGCUGUCCUGUUCUAAAAAUAGCUCAAAUAGCAGCACUUACCAGUGAGCUGCCUCUAUUUUUUAAAUUUUAUUUAUUCACUAGCAAGCUGGUCUCGCUUUGCUCGAAAUUUUUUAUUCUAAGAGAGACAAAACUCAAAUAGAAUUUGAAAAUCCAAUAAAAUACUUUAAAGACUUGGUCUUCACUCGUUUGAAUAAUUUUUUUUUUUUUUUUACUUUGCUUCUUAUAAAAUUCAGAAAAACAAUUUUAGAGAAAAAAUACAACCUUAAAAAUGAUUUUAGGGAUUUUUAAACACAUAUACCUUUUUACCUUUUAAAUUCGUUCCUGACAAUUUAAAAUUUACAGCCCACCAGGCUGCACCAAACCUUUGAUGCCUUGUUGACACAUAAAAGUACAGUGGUGUAUGCGCAGCAGCUAUGAAGGUUGCAAGCCUGUUUGGUUCAACUUAUCUUUGGGAAUCAGCCUUUUCUGACAUGAAGUUCAUCAAGAACAAACACAGAACACGCCUCACAGAUGCACAUCUGCAAGACUUACUCAGAGUUGCAGUGUCAAGUUACACACCAGAGUACAACACACUAGUUAACAGCAUGCAAUGCCAGGCUUCCAGACAACUGACAAAGAAACAGAUAACAGAUAUGGUGUCCACUUCAAUGUGUGACAUGAUUUAUUUAAAAAUUUGAGAGUUUACUUUUGUAUUUUACAUGAGUUAUUUGUACAAACAUGGUGCAAUGUAAUUUAUGAUUUGUUAAAAAAUGUUUGUGGCUAGCUAGUUAAGAUGGGAUAUUGUGAUUUCACAAGACUGCCUUAGAAGUGAUAAUUUGAAAAUGUUCAAUUUGAAAAAUGUGCACUUAGAGAAAAUUCAAAAAUAAAGUGUUGCAUACUGAUA